Linum trigynum is the source of this 591-nucleotide messenger RNA. The record is from the annotation of a GenBank genome assembly. NCBI's taxonomy places the organism in Eukaryota, Viridiplantae, Streptophyta, Magnoliopsida, Malpighiales, Linaceae.
AUGUUGACUGCAUGGACUACACUUUUUCUAGUUCGCAUUCUGCUUAUGGAUCAAUCUGGCCCCUCCAGUUCAUCUGCUCCUAAGAAAACUAUUCGAAGGAGGAAAAAGCUAGGAGGUUACAUGGGUGUUCGUACGAGGGCAGUUGGAAAGUUUGCUGCUGAAAUUAGUGUUCCAAGAAUGGGAAAAAGGUUGUGGUUAGGCUCAUUUGAUUCAGCAGAUAAGGCAGCUAGAGCAUAUGAUGCUGCCCUGUAUUGUGUUCGUGGUGAGUGUGGUAAUUUCAAUUUUCCAGGUGAUAGACGGCCAGAACUCCCUAAGGCUCCCAUGGAUUCACUGUCAGAAGCAGAGAUAAAGGCUAUUGCUAAUAGAUUUGCUUUGUCACGAGGUACCUCAGGCUUAACCCUGGUGUCUUCUUCAGCAGGAACACCGGUGGGUGCUGAUAAAUCAGAUUCUGAUUUACCAGUUUCUAGUGCAGCUGCUAAGCAGAGCACAUCUGAAGAGAAGGGAGCGGAACCAGUUGCAGAAGACUCACUUGAUGGUCUAGAAAUGGAUGAUUUCCAGAAUCUGGACCUUGAAUGGGUGGAUACCCUUUAA